CAGUGUAUUACUGACUGCGGCGAGGCGAGCUAAGAAUGUUGGGUGAGCGUCCAGCAGUAUGAUAUGAUUAAUACCCAACAAAAUUAAGCUGCGUAGCAAACUGAGGUGACACAAGGUACUACGCUAAUAACGAGACGAAACAUCAGGAAAGAUGUUGGAGUCAUCCUUCGACUGGUCAAAAGGCGUGCGUGGGAGCUUCGGCGUAUUGGACUACGUGGUGUUCGGCGGGAUGCUGGCGACCUCCUUGGCAAUCGGAAUCUACUAUGCCAUCAAGAGCCGCAACAAGGCCAACGACGAGUUCCUCCUUGGCAGCCGAAGCCUCUCUUGCUUCCCAGUCUCCAUGUCCCUCCUGGCCUCCUAUAUCUCCGCUAUCCUUGUCCUCGGAGGUCCGUCUGAGGCUUACUACCAUGGCUUGCAGUGGUGGGUCAUCUGCUGCGGCCAGAUCGCUCUUCCUGUGGCCGCAGUUGUCUUCAUGCCCUUCUUCUAUGAACUUGGACUAACUUCGGUGUAUGAGUACCUGGAACUGCGCUUUGGGUCCCGCUGGGUGCGAUGUGUGGCUGGAGGGAUGUUCGUGAUACAGAUGCUGCUGUACCAGGCCGUCGUCAUCUACGCCCCUGCCCUCGCUAUCGCCUCCGUCACCGACUUCCCUCUCUGGGUCUCGGUCAUCACUGUCGGGGUCAUCGCUUCACUUUACACAUCCAUUGGCGGCAUGAAGGCGGUGGUGUGGACGGAUGUACUCCAGCUCUUCAUCCUCAUGACGGGACUCAUCUCCGUCAUCAUCAAGGGCCUCCUCGACCUGGGCAGCUUUCAGAAGGUGUGGGAUGUGGGGGUGAAGAAUGACCGAGCAGGACCUCAGAUAUUUACGUAUGGUUACAUCCCCCUACAGCGCCACACCGUCCCCAACAUCAUAAUCAGCGCCUUUGUCAGUAAGCUGGCCCAGUACUCGUGCACCCAAACCACCGUCCAACGGUACACCAGCAUGAAGAGCAUCACUCAUGCCUACAUGUCUAUCUUUCUUGUGAUACCCUUCUUCAUCCUCCUCAUCUCCCUCACCAUGGUGGCAGGUCUGGUGAUAUUCGCGACGUACGAGGGUUGUGACCCCCUGGCUGCUGGCCUCAUCACUCAGAAGGACCAGAUCCUGCCCUUCUUCGUCAUGGACCGCCUUAGUGUUGUUCCCGGCCUCACUGGACUCUUCGUCGCCUGCAUCUUUUCCGGAGCGCUCAGCACCAUUUCGUCUGGAGUCAACUCACAGGCAGCAGUGACCUGGGAAGACGUUUUUUCCACCAUUCCCAGAUGCGCCAAGCUCUCCAAGAACACUCAAGCCUGGAUCACCAAGUUUCUCGCCUUGGGUUACGGUCUCCUGGCAGUGUGUUUAGCAUUUUUGGCAGGGAACCUAGGCGGUGUUCUUCAGGCAGCUAUAGCUGUCACCUCCUCCGUGGCGGGACCUCUGCUGGCGGUUUUCAUCAUGGCCCUCUUCAUGCCUUUCACUAAUUCUAAGGGAGCUUGUGCAGCUCUGAUAAUAGGGACUGGGAUCGCUCUAGGCUUCAGUUUCGGCGGCACCGCUCUGGGUCUCAAGCCAGAGCUGUUACCCACUUCCACAGACGCCUGUCCGGCCAACCUCACAAUACCUCUACCUCCAGACACUCUACCAGUUAGAGUUAGUGACCUACCGUACCCACAGAAGAUCCUUGGGCUCUCCUACACUCAACUAGGACCACUCGGAUUAGUGGUGGGGUUAAUCGUCGGCGUCCUUGUUAGCCUCGCUACAGGUAUGUCAGGUGGUCGUCGUGUGGAGAGGUCGCUGGUACACAAGUGGGUGAGGUGGUCACUCCCUCUCCCCGUCGAUAUCACCGCCAGAACUAAAGCUCACUCUUACGACAACAAGAUGUCAACUCAUUUUUGAAUCCGCAACAAUUUUAUGUUUAAACUUUAUAGCCAGUUUUGAGGAUAUAUAAAUGUAGAUAUUAAUAUACCUGUUGAUUAUGGAUUAAAGGAGCAUUUAUGUUUGUUAUUAGAAUAACUUAGAUAUACAGUAUAUUGAAGAGAUUACUUUAUAUUAUUUUAUUAUUAAUCAUAUUCUAUAUUUUCUUCGGGU
Molecule: messenger RNA, 2095 nt
Organism: Homarus americanus (American lobster)
Lineage: Eukaryota; Metazoa; Arthropoda; Malacostraca; Decapoda; Nephropidae
Product: sodium-coupled monocarboxylate transporter 1-like
Exons: 13
Coding region: 152-1903 (583 amino acids)
Biological process (GO): transmembrane transport; sodium ion transport
Cellular component (GO): membrane
Molecular function (GO): symporter activity
Source: RefSeq, a predicted model, not a curated record